CCUCGCACCAUAUUACAACGGUUAUUAUAUUUCAACGGAACACAAAUAAACAAAAGCCCAUUUCAAACCAAAAUCAAACCUAUGCUCAGAAGAGUCAGAACCUAACACUUUCUCUCUGUCAUCCUAUAUAUAGAUAUUGGACUCCUCUGUAUCCCCAUAAAAGAAGUCAAUUAGUCCUUCUUCAAUCUAACUUGAUGCUAUCAAGAAUGGGAAUUCAACACUUCCUUCUCUAUCUAACCUCUAUCUUGAUCCCUCUUUCACAUUUAACAGCCUCUGCACCAAUCGGAAUAUGCUACGGUCGAGUCGCAAACAACCUUCCACCACCGGCCACCGCCGUCAACCUCCUGAAAUCCAAUGGAAUCUCAAGAAUUCGGCUAUUCAAAGCCGACCCAGAAACACUUUCUGCAUUUUCUGGCUCCGGAAUCUUGCUCAUGAUCGGAGUCCCCAACGAAGUCCUCCCUGACCUUGCCGGUGGCACUGUGAGUACCUCGCUGCAAUGGCUUCAAUUCAACAUUUUUGCCCAUAUCACCGCCGAUCAAGUCCAAUACAUUGCCGUCGGGAACGAAAUCUUCCUUAAAGAUCCAUUCUUGACUCCACUUUUGGUCCCUGCCAUUGCCAACCUAUACCAAGCUCUUCAAACACUAGGCUUUGCUAAUACAAUCAAGCUUUCAUCGCCUCAUGCAGCGUCCAUACUCUCCAAUUCAUACCCACCCUCUGCCGGAACUUUCGACCCGAAUCUCCGAUCCGCUAUGAUUCCUCUCCUGCAGUUCCUGCGUGACAGUGGGUCACCAUUGAUGGUCAAUGUGUAUCCAUUUUUCAGCUACACAAACAACCCACAAGACAUAUCACUAGACUAUGCUCUGUUUCGAUCCAAAAACGUUGGACCGGACCAAAACUUGGUGUAUGACAAUCUCUUCGAUGCGACUAUUGAUUCAUUUGUGUCUGCGAUGGAGAGAGAAGGGUUCGCCGGAAUUUCGGUGGUGGUGUCAGAAACAGGGUGGCCCACGUCCGGUGGUGAGGCGGCGAGUGUCGGGAAUGCAUUGGCUUAUAAUGGAGAAGUUGUGAGACGAGCAUUGAACAAUGUUGGUACACCAAAAAGGCCCGGUGUCGGAGUUGAAGUGUUCUUGUUUGAUCUGUUUGAUGAGAAUGAGAAGAAUGGAGAGGAGUUUGAGAAGCAUUUUGGAAUUUUUGAACUAAAUGGUGUCAAGGCUUAUGACCUUAAUUUCGUGUAAAAAGACUUGUUGGGAUUUGUAUGUUCUUGCUCAGUUGACAAACUUGACUUGUAUUGGUAGCUUUUGGUUUUCAUGUAUGCCUUCUAGCAAAUUCAAUCAAAUGUAAGCAAUUCAAAAAAUGAGUCCCUAUAUUGGUGUUUCCGUUAAAUAUUGAGAUAUGCUGUGUUGUAAAGUACAAAUUCACCACUACCUUUGUUUUUUUAUUUAGGGAGGGGGAGUCCAACACCUACUAAGAGAGUGGAACGUUCUAACAAUUAAACCAUUAGGUAAUGUUCAAAUUUAUCAUUAAAUGUUAACAAAUAUAAAAAUGAGAUCAAUCAUAGUUACACAUUCGGUACCUAUUACAUAAAAAUUAUCUACUUUUUAUAUUUAAUAAAAAAACAAAAAAUAAAAUCAUUGGCUGGGAUACUAUAUUCUCGGUCGAUACCUCCAGCUACCUAAUAUUUUCUCGAAUUUGCCCAUGAGU
This is a messenger RNA of Cornus florida, 1698 nucleotides long. RefSeq names its product glucan endo-1,3-beta-glucosidase-like. Gene Ontology annotation, molecular function: hydrolase activity, hydrolyzing O-glycosyl compounds. The transcript has 2 exons. Bases 195 to 1232 code for a protein of 345 amino acids. Lineage: Eukaryota; Viridiplantae; Streptophyta; Magnoliopsida; Cornales; Cornaceae. The record is from RefSeq and is a predicted model, not a curated record. Gene Ontology annotation, biological process: carbohydrate metabolic process. Gene Ontology annotation, cellular component: plasma membrane.